Messenger RNA from Nematolebias whitei (Rio pearlfish), 1020 nucleotides. It is a transcript of the gene psmf1, whose product is annotated as proteasome inhibitor subunit 1. The record is from RefSeq and is a predicted model, not a curated record. Gene Ontology annotation, biological process: proteasome-mediated ubiquitin-dependent protein catabolic process. Lineage: Eukaryota; Metazoa; Chordata; Actinopteri; Cyprinodontiformes; Rivulidae. Gene Ontology annotation, molecular function: proteasome binding; endopeptidase inhibitor activity. The coding region runs from base 57 to 890 and encodes 277 amino acids. The transcript is spliced from 7 exons.
UUUCGUUUUCUUUUCUUCGUUUGGACGCUGUGUUGUUUUCAGUACAGAGAAGAAACAUGGCAGGUUUGGAGGUGUUGUACACCUGUGUCGCAGAUAGCAUUAGCUGCCCUCAGGACGCUGUCGUGUGCUUCGUUCACUGGGAAAUGAUAAAGAAUGAGUACAGGUGCAUCGGAUCUGGAGACGAACCUCGCAGCAGUGACAAGAAGUCAGAGCUGCUGCCUGCUGACUGGAACAGCAACAAGGAGCUGUACAGCCUGAGAUAUAAAGCCAAGGACACAGACACUCCAGUGUUACUGAAGGCCAUCGCUGUGGACUCCGCGCUGAUCUUCAACCUGAUGGACUCCAGCACGCAGCAGGUGUCGGACUUGACCGUGAACGUCAGCGACCACGUCAACGUCGACCAGAUGCGCACGUUUGACGGCGUGUUCAAGGACGCAGACAGUUUGUCACAGAGUGUGAAGACUCAGCUGCUGCCCGCCAAGAGGACGCAGACCGAACAGAAAGCAGAGAGGAAGAGCAGGAGGGACGAGGAAGAGGAGGCACAAAGGAGACAGGAGGAGAACAAUGACCCCCUCCGCAUGCCCAGCAGACACCCCAGCCAGGGAACACGCCCUCACUGGCCUGACUCUUUAGAUCCUCCAUUUGCAGCCGGAGGAGCUGAUCUGGAUCCUUUUGGGUCUCGUGGUGGUGGCGGGAUGAUAGUUGACCCGCUGAGGUCGGGGUACCCUCGCGCCGGCUUCGACCCAUCCAGCGGCAUACCAGACAUCCUGCCUCCAGGAGCCGUCCCCCCGGGAGCUCGCUUCGACCCGUUUGGACCCGUCGGACGUCACAGACCGGGGCCUGAUCCCGACCACAUGCCCCCGCCUGGAUACGACGACAUGUUCAUGUAGCACCAGCAACAUUUCCUGCUAACGCCUCCCCUGAAAACUGAUCCAGUUUAAACAAACUUUGUAUUUUCAUCCUUUUUAUUUCCUCGUGUCUCAUCUGAAAUAAACUCCUGGAUAAAAAUACACAAAACAA